AUGUAUUGUACAACAAAAAUAUGCUUCCUCAUCAUUUCGACAUUUUACUUCGCUUCAUGUUCUAAACUUGUUGUUAUCCUCAUGGACGGAUUUCGAUGGGAUUAUUUUGACCACGUGAAUUUGCCAGGUUUUGCUAAAAUGGCAAAAGAGGGAGUAAAGGCGGAGUACAUGUUGUCAGACUAUCCUACUUUAUCUUACCCAAAUUAUUACACUAUCAUGACAGGUUUGCAUUGUGAAUCCCAUGGUAUGGUAGGAAACUAUAUGUAUGACGAAAUCAAUGACAAAAAUUUUCUACUUGCUGAAAAUCCGGCCCAGAAUCUUUCGUUUUGGUGGGACGAUGCAGAACCUGUUUGGAUCACUGCUGAAAAAGAGGGAAAGAAAUCUUAUUUCUUCUACUGGCCAGGAUGUGACGUGACAAUAAGACGCACCAAACCCACUCUUUGUGUUGAUUACAAGUUAACUUUGAUUCCCGAGUUUGAGUAUUCUCUUCAGCAAACCGUGGGACUUCUUAAGAAUGAUGAAGCGGAUCUUAUCGGAAUAUACUUAGAAGCCCCUGACCACUACGGACAUAUUUUUGGUGUGGAUUCUCAAAACUUGACAACUGUUUUGAAAGAUAUUGAUAAGAAUUUACAGAGCUUCAGAGAGCAACUGACGUCACUUAAUUUACAAAAUGAGGUCAACAUAAUGAUUUUUUCUGAUCAUGGGAUGACCAAUAUCACAAAGAUGGUAAACAUCACUGAUGUGUUGGAUUUUCGGGAUAUAAAGGUUAUUAUGUCAGAGGUACCCUAUGUCGGUAUUUGGCCAAUGGAUGGAAAGCUUGAAAAGGUUUACAACGAUUUAGUAACAGCUAACAAGCCCAAUAUAACAAUUUAUAAAAAGGAAUCAAUCCCUGAUCGUUAUCAUCUCAAAAACCAUCCACGCACAUCACCAAUUGUGAUAGAAGCUGAUAGUGGAACAGCGAUAGUGGCACCAUGGAAAUGUAGCGAAUGCGCAGAUUAUUAUGUGCCUGGAACAACAUACAAAGGAAUGCACGGAUAUGAUUAUACUGAUCCAGAUAUGAGGGCAAUAUUUAGAGCAACAGGGCCGGCAUUCAAGAAGAACUUUGUUAACAAGCCAAUAGCAAAUGUGGAGUUGUAUCAAAUAAUGUGUGAUAUUCUUGGGAUAAAACCAAAGAGAAACAAUGGCACUUGGAGCAAUGUCGCACAAAUGAUGAUCAAAAGAGACAUAUCAUCUGCACAACUAACAGACUUUUCCUUUCCUUUGUUUCUUUGUGUCAUGAUUAAUAUUGCAUUCACCUUAAUUUCCUUUUGGUAA
Molecule: messenger RNA, 1314 nt
Organism: Saccostrea echinata
Lineage: Eukaryota; Metazoa; Mollusca; Bivalvia; Ostreida; Ostreidae
Product: glycerophosphocholine cholinephosphodiesterase ENPP6-like
Exons: 7
Coding region: 1-1314 (437 amino acids)
Source: RefSeq, a predicted model, not a curated record